This is a messenger RNA of Oreochromis niloticus (Nile tilapia), 3066 nucleotides long. RefSeq names its product caveolin 3 (gene cav3). The record is from RefSeq and is a predicted model, not a curated record. Gene Ontology annotation, molecular function: molecular adaptor activity; transmembrane transporter binding. Gene Ontology annotation, cellular component: focal adhesion; caveola; sarcolemma. The coding region runs from base 191 to 649 and encodes 152 amino acids. The transcript has 2 exons. NCBI's taxonomy places the organism in Eukaryota, Metazoa, Chordata, Actinopteri, Cichliformes, Cichlidae. Gene Ontology annotation, biological process: cell differentiation; caveola assembly; regulation of cytosolic calcium ion concentration.
CGUGUGGGGUGGGGUGGGGGGGGUUAGGCCUCCAUUUUUACCAGGGCGUCUGCAGCAGCUGUCCCCUGGCAUGUCAGCGGGAGCGGCACAGUAGUGAUACUGGGGUCAGAAGCAAACUGAGGCUGCUGCGCGCAGGUUGAUUAAAGAAGGUUUAUCUUCACUUUCUUCAUCCAGGACCUGCAGCCCGACCAUGGAGGAUCAGUACCAGUACAACACUAAUGAGGAGAAGUUUGUGAAGGACAGCCACACCAAAGAGAUAGAUCUAAUUAACAGAGAUCCCAAGCAGAUCAAUGACGACGUGGUGAAGGUGGAGUUUGAGGAUGUCAUUGCAGAGCCUGAUGGUACACACAGCCUGGAUGGGGUGUGGAAGCUCAGCUACACCACUUUCACUGUGUCCAAAUACUGGUGCUACCGCGUUUUGUCUGCUGUCUUUGGUAUCCCCGUGGCCCUGCUCUGGGGCUUCCUGUUUGCCUGCAUCUCCUUCUGCCACAUCUGGGCUGUGGUGCCCUGCAUCAAGAGCUGCCUGAUUGAGUCGCAGUGCGUGAGCCGCAUCUACUCCCUUUGCAUCCAGACCUUCUGCGAUCCCUUCUUUGAAGCCUUGGGCAAGAUCUUCAGCAGUGUUCGCGUGGCACUGCGCAAAGAAGUCUAAGAACUCCUGCAGUAGUGUUUGUAGCGUGAUCGGAUGAAGCGUGGUAUCUUUUUAUACACCAGAAGACCAGACUUGGCAUCUCGCUUGCUGCCUAAUACUCUUCCUCCACCUUGACAUGACAUGCUGUUCCCCACCCUCCCAGUGUCUGACUCAUCGAUCUGAAUCCUGACAUGCCCUCUGUGGAUUUUGCCAACAGAAGUUCUGUGACAGCUGAAGCGGGCAGUGUGGUUCUCCGACAGCUCUGGCACUUCUGGAGAAAAGCCCUGUCUAGAUACGACCACCCUCAUUUAUUAUUUGUUACACAAAAUGCUCGGACAAUGACUACUGGUUCACUGCACAUGAAACGAACUGCACGACACUGCUGUAACCUGAGGAUGCUGCUGCUUUAUUGAAUCGCAUUUGGCCAUCUUAAAAUUGAUGCUGUAUGAUCCUGCAUCUGGAAUUGUUUCACUUGAAUUAAAUGAAUGGAUCUUAUUGUUAAUACUUUAACAUGAGUGAAAGAAUUUUGUUAAAGGAAUUUAUCUUUGUCUGAUCCAGUUUCUUUGUGUAUUCUGAUGUAAUUUCCCCCUAAUUUCUUAUUAGUGUACAAAACUUAAUAGUUGUUUUGAAGACUUACAAAUGCAUACAUGUUUCAAACAGACACUUCCUCUAUUCAAAGUUUGAUGAGAUAAUAAUAAACAUGCUUAUUUGCGUAUUUCAGUCAAUUCUAAACAUAUAAGUUGGAGUGAAGUAAAAAUUCUUUGUGAGAUCUGUGUUAAUUUUUCACAGUGUGGUUCCUUUUGUUUUGUUUUUUUUAGACCUGCAGUCUGAGAAGCCAAAACAUUACAAAAAUACCUUAAACUGGACAGAAAAUCUUUUUGAUGAGUAUGUUGCACCAGAGUUUGAGUGUAUUGUGUGCAUUUUUCAAAACCUUCUGAGAGGCGUCAGAAAAUAUCUGUGCACUAACAUCUGUUUCACUGAUACAGUCCUUCUGGAAGAGGUGACCUGUGACCUGUGACCCACCAGAGGUUGCUGUUGUGUAUCUUUCAUGUGCUUUUCUUUUGUGUCUGAAAUCCACGAUCAAUAAUUCAUUGUCACCACACUCAUUUCUUUAGCUAUACAUCAGUUUUGUAUAGUCCAUACCAGGCUCUAGGCAACACACAGUUAAUACUGAGAAACAGCAGACUCUUCAAGACAUUAUCACAGUGUUUAAUGCUAAGCCUUAUGCAGUUAUGCAAUCACAUUUUAUUAAAACGAAACGGCUUUAAUCGCUUUCAUUUUACUAGAAUGAUGCUCUUAAUUUUUCCAGACUUAAUUAGGUUAAACUCUCAUCACACAUCACACAUUUUAAUAACCAAGACACACAUUAUAAUCUCCCAGACUUUAGUGCUGUGAUACAAAACAUAUUUUUACUGCAAGAUUCAACCUUUUUACUGAUAUUUAGAAUUCUUACACCGGAUUGUCAGGUUGAAUCCACUGGAAAGCAGAUUAAAAGGAAAUGCAGGGCUUUAUUUUCAAAAGGAAAUUUUCAGUUUCAAGAGCACAAAAUUAAUUGCUGAAUCACUGAAAAAAAGCAAUUAGUGAGUAAAAUAUAUGACUUAUAAUAUAAAUACUCAUUUUUUAAGUUAUUCAUUUACAUAUUUUAUCUGCCUCUUUCGAAACAUAAAUUUAAAAAAAAGAAUCACACACGCUGAUUGGCCUCCAUAUUUAUUUUUAAUUAAUGUACCCAUAAAGUACUUGUGAAUGAAAAGUUGUUGAUGUGGUCAAUAACUGCUCAUUUAUGAGUAAUUGAAUAAUAAUGGUGCCAUUAGUGGCCUUAAACAUUAGCACAGUAACAAGGUUACAAAAGACUGAAUCCAUAAAUAUGUAUACCUGUUUAAUAGAAAGAUUGGUCUUUGCAUUAGGUACACCUUGCUAGUACAUGUUGGACUGCCUUUUGCAUUCAGAACUGCAUCAUUGGUUUGUGGCACAGUUUCAGCAAGGUGCUGAAUCAUUCCUCAGAGAUUUUGCUCCACAUUGACAAGAUAGCAUCACACAGCUGCUGCAGAUUUGCUGGCUGCACAUUCAUGAUGGAAAUCUCUCAUUCCACCAUAUCUCUAAAGUGCUCUAUUGCACUGCGAUUUGGUGACUGUGGAGGCCAUUUGAGUACAGUGAACUCAUUGUUAUGGUCAAGAAACCAGUUUGAGAUGAGUUGAACUUAUGCCAUGGUGCAUUAUCCUGCUGGAAGCAGUCACCAGCAGAUGGAUAACUGUGGUCAUAAAGUGAUGGUCAGCGGCAGUACUCGGGUAACUGUGGCCUGUUGGUACCAAGGGGGGGUAAGUGUGCCAACAAAAUGACACCACAACCACCAGCCACUUAUUCUGUUUCACUAAAUAUGCCACUCGUGGCACUCUUAAUUUCCCAAUAAGUUGGGAUAAAUAAAGUUAUUUGAAUCUGAA